ACGUACUUCAUCCGCUUAUAAAUGACAAGGUGACAGGUCUACACGGUGCUCAGACUCUAGCUUCAAGCUUGUACACACGUAUCCCGGCCGGUGUAUUUUAAAUAGGCUUCAGACAUGUACGCCUGUGCUAAGUUUGUCACCUCACCUUCUGUGCUGCGUGGAGGCUCCAGAAUCUUAGCCCGGCCUGUUUCAGUGUCGGUCUUCAACAGACCUGAAGCCAGAACUGAGCAAGCAGCCCUCUUGCCUGUGGCAGAGGCAUCUCCCCUCAGUGUGAGCCGGAAGUUUCAGACAAGUGCAGUUUCUAGAGAUAUUGAUACAGCAGCCAAGUUUAUUGGUGCUGGUGCUGCCACGGUGGGUGUUGCUGGAUCCGGAGCUGGAAUUGGAACCGUAUUCGGAAGUCUCAUCAUUGGCUAUGCUAGAAAUCCUUCUCUGAAACAACAGCUUUUCUCCUAUGCUAUCUUGGGAUUUGCUCUGUCUGAAGCCAUGGGACUCUUCUGUCUGAUGGUGGCGUUUCUUAUCCUUUUUGCCAUGUAAUUCAGAAGCUUGCCCCUCUAUUCAGGGAUCAGAAUACGAUGUGCAGAUCAGGCCGUGGCAUUGCCAUUCCAACAAACUACCAGACAUUCUACCUUUUUAUGUUUUCUGAUCUCUCCCACAAGUAGGUUGGUGUACAGUUUAGACAGUCUGUCUCAAUAAAUUCUUGGGAUAAAUA
Molecule: messenger RNA, 709 nt
Organism: Trichomycterus rosablanca
Lineage: Eukaryota; Metazoa; Chordata; Actinopteri; Siluriformes; Trichomycteridae
Gene: atp5mc1
Product: ATP synthase membrane subunit c locus 1
Exons: 5
Coding region: 115-534 (139 amino acids)
Biological process (GO): proton motive force-driven ATP synthesis; proton transmembrane transport
Molecular function (GO): proton transmembrane transporter activity
Source: RefSeq, a predicted model, not a curated record